Messenger RNA from Dentiscutata erythropus, 826 nucleotides. The record is from the annotation of a GenBank genome assembly. NCBI's taxonomy places the organism in Eukaryota, Fungi, Glomeromycota, Glomeromycetes, Diversisporales, Gigasporaceae.
AUGGUACCUAGCACUUCUGAAGAUCCUUUUCACAAAAUUAUUUUAAAAUAUAGUUCUGAAAAAUCAGAAUUCUUAAAAGAAACUUCUUCUCAAUACGGAUACAAUGGCAGAAUUGAUUCUAUACGUGAAAAUGAAUAUUCACAACUGAAAGGAUCCGUUUAUCUUGAUCAUUCUGGUGCGACUGUAUAUGCAAAAAGUGUCGUAAGUUCCUUCGCUAAUGAUCUUACAAAUAAUCUUUUUGGAAAUCCUCAUUCGUACAAUCCCAGUUCUCAGCUUACUUCUCAACGAGUUGAACUAAUUCGAGCUCGUAUUCUGAAACAUUUUAACGCAAAUCCUGCCGAAUAUCAAGUUAUAUUUACUCAAAAUGCGAGUGCUGCUAUUAAAUUGGUUGGUGAAGCUUUUCCUUGGACCCAUGGUCAAAGUUCUUUCAGAUAUUUGAGAGAAUCUCAUAAUAGUGUGAUAGGCUUAAGACGUUUUGCUGAAGAAAAUAAUUCUCCUAUUAUUCAAGCUAUAACUGAAAAGGAUUUAGAAUCAUCUUUUAAAAAUAUUCAUGAAUAUCCGAUUAAUGAUAAUUUACAUUCUGAAAUAAAUCAAGAUGUUGUAUAUAAUCUUUUCGCUUAUCCUGCACAAUGCAACUUUUCUGGGCAAAGAUUUCCACUCAAAUGGACGCAAAUGAUUAAAAGAUUAAAUUCUGAUAAAUCAAAGGUAUUGGUCUUGCUUGACGCUGCUGCUUAUGCAGCAACUUCUUCAUUAUCAUUAGCUGAUAAGGAUACAUCUCCAGACUUCGUUGCUAUCAGUUUUUAUAAAAUUUUUGGAUUUCCCACAG